This is a messenger RNA of Solea senegalensis (Senegalese sole), 1543 nucleotides long. RefSeq names its product claudin 5b (gene cldn5b). Bases 161 to 808 code for a protein of 215 amino acids. Gene Ontology annotation, molecular function: structural molecule activity. Gene Ontology annotation, cellular component: bicellular tight junction; plasma membrane. The record is from RefSeq and is a predicted model, not a curated record. Gene Ontology annotation, biological process: cell adhesion; bicellular tight junction assembly. The transcript has a single exon. Lineage: Eukaryota; Metazoa; Chordata; Actinopteri; Pleuronectiformes; Soleidae.
AGCAGCAGCAGCAGUGGUGGUGGUCACUCACUGGUCACAUAAAUGAAAAGCUCAGACACUCACACACUCCGCGCAGAGACAGAGAAGCGAGAACAUCCACUCCCACUCGUGCUCCCUCAGCUCUCUCUUCACGACCAUCAGGCGGAUCCACAGCACAGUGAUGCUGGCUGCGUGUCUCGAGGGUCUCGGCCUGGCGCUGUGCGUCGCGGGCUCCCUGCUGGUGAUGGUGGCCUGCGGGCUGCCCAUGUGGAAGGUGACCGCCUUCAUCGAAUCCAACAUCGUGGUGGCGCAGACCAUCUGGGACGGCCUGUGGAUGUCCUGCGUGGUGCAGAGCACCGGGCAGAUGCAGUGCAAGGUCCACGACUCGCUGCUGGCACUGACGCGCGACCUGCAGACGGCGCGCGCGCUCAGCGUCAUCUCCGCGGUGCUGAGCAUCAUCGGCCUCGCGGUGACCGUGGCCGGCGCGCAGUGCACCAACUGCAUCAAGGACGAGACGGUGAAGGCGCGCGUGGUGAACGCCGGCGGGGUCAUCUACAUCAUCAGCGGCCUGUUCGUGCUGGUGCCGCUCUGCUGGAUGGCCAACAACAUCAUCGUGGACUUCCACGACCCGCAGGUGCCUCCGUCCAAGAAGCGGGAGAUCGGGGCCGCGAUCUACGUGGGCUGGGCGGCCACGGCGAUGCUGCUGCUGGGCGGAACCCUGCUGUGCUGCUCCUUCUCUCAGGUGGUCCGAGGCUCGUACCCCAUUAAAUACUCUCCCACCAAGACCAUCACAGUCAACGGAGACUUUGACAAGAAACAUUAUGUGUAAAGUCAAAGAUUUGGACUUUAUGACACCGUUAAAGGGACAGUUCUCUCUUUGUUUCUACUGUGUCUUCCUUCACAGUUAAAAUGCUCAUGUUCUCCGUGGACCUUGGUGCAGCAGCUGUAAAUUCUUAUGAUUCUUAUGAUACCAAAGACUUACAUAGACCUGAACCCUGAACUGUCCCUUUAAAGUCUGACAGGGCAUGUUCAUGCUUCGGUGUGGGACACUGAAGUGGUGCUUAUAUGAAGACAUGAUAAGCACGUUGCAUUCUCCACAUUCAUCCAGUCACAUGUUGAUAUAUAAGCAUGUCUUUUUUUAAAUGUUUUACCAAAAAUGAUUUUGAAUUCUCUUUGUAAUAAACUUUGUAAUAAACGACUCUCAGGGAAACUAAGACACGAGGAUGUGCUUCCAAUAUCUUGUUAUUAAGUAAAAAAAUGUUUUAAUGCAUCAGUUCCAAAUUUUGAGCAGCUAAUGAACAAAUUCAGGGUUUGAUAACGAGGAGCAGUUUAGUUAGUUUGAGGCUGAAAUCACUUGUGUUGUCACUGUGUUGCACGGAUCUGCACAGCUUUGUUGUAAAUACUGUAGUUGUUGUUGUUGUUGUUGUUAUUGUUGUUGUUUCUCACACCAUAGACGAGUGUGCUUUCUGAGUCUGGUUGUGAUCAAAGCAUGGAAUUUGCAGUGUUCUGAGCUUCGUGUCAUUUUUGAAUAGAUACUUUUUUCCUAAUAAAAACAUUUACUGUC